Gymnodraco acuticeps is the source of this 3579-nucleotide messenger RNA. Its product is annotated as nuclear export mediator factor NEMF-like. Gene Ontology annotation, molecular function: tRNA binding; ribosomal large subunit binding. The record is from RefSeq and is a predicted model, not a curated record. NCBI's taxonomy places the organism in Eukaryota, Metazoa, Chordata, Actinopteri, Perciformes, Bathydraconidae. The transcript is spliced from 31 exons. Gene Ontology annotation, cellular component: RQC complex. Gene Ontology annotation, biological process: rescue of stalled cytosolic ribosome; ribosome-associated ubiquitin-dependent protein catabolic process. The coding region runs from base 135 to 3401 and encodes 1088 amino acids.
CCGUAGAAACUUGUCAUUUGUGCGCAUGUUCAGUAGUCCCCCUGCAUGUUUUCCUUGCUGAUGUUGCAAUAGACAUGUGAAUUUCUCAGUGUUUACAUUUAUUUUCUCUAAUUGUAGUCAACUUCUCGGUCACCAUGAAGACGAGAUUCACCACCAUGGAUAUCAGGGCAGUUAUUGCCGAGAUCAAUGCUAACUACAUUGGCAUGAGAGUAAACAACGUCUACGACAUCGACAACAAGACGUAUCUUAUCCGACUGCAAAAGCCUGACUUCAAAGCUAUUAUCCUGAUUGAGUCUGGGACUCGUAUUCACUCCACAGACUUUGAAUGGCCAAAGAACAUGAUGCCUUCAGGCUUUGCAAUGAAAUGCCGAAAACACCUGAGGUCACGGCGGUUGACCCAGGUUAAGCAGCUCGGGAUUGACAGGAUUGUUGACCUCCAGUUUGGCUCAGACGAGGCUGCCUACCACCUGAUUAUUGAACUGUAUGACAGGGGAAAUGUCAUUCUUGUAGACCAUGAGUACACCAUCCUGAACCUGCUGCGGUUUCGCACAGCGGAGGCAGAAGAGGAUGUGAAGAUUGCUGUAAGAGAGCGGUACCCUGUGGAGAACGCCCGACCCCCUGAACCGCUCAUCAGUUUAGAACGACUCACUGAAAUCCUCAGCAAAGCAACUAAUGGAGAGCAAGUGAAAAAGGUCCUGAACCCUCACCUUACUUAUGGAGCCACUCUGAUAGAACACAGUUUGAUAGAGGCGGGACUGCUGGGCUCUGUCAAAAUUGACAGCCAAGUUGAUGCUGCCCAAGUUGCACCUAAAAUCCUGGAAGCCCUGCAGACUGCAGAAACCUACAUGGAGAAGACUGAGAACUUCAGUGGCAAAGGCUACAUCAUUCAAAAGAGUGAGAAGAAACCAAGCUUAACCCCAGGCAAACCCACUGAAGAACUGCUAACGUAUGAUGAAUUCCACCCAUUCCUCUUUGCCCAACAUGCUAACAGCCCCUAUUUGGAGUUUGAUACUUUUGAUAAGGCAGUGGACGAGUUCUUUUCUAAGAUGGAGAGUCAGAGGAUUGACAUGAAGGCCUUGCAGCAGGAGAAACAGGCCAUGAAGAAGUUGGACAAUGUUAAGAAGGACCAUGUGCAGAGACUGGAGGCUUUGCACCAAGCUCAGGAGGUGGACAGAGUAAAGGGUGAACUUGUGGAGAUGAACCUGCCUGUGGUGGAGAGGGCGCUGCAGGUGGUGCGCAGUGCUCUGGCCAAUCAGGUGGACUGGACUGAGAUUGGGACUAUCGUCAAAGACGCACAAGCUGCUGGAGACCCGGUCGCCUGCGCCAUCAAGGACCUGAAGCUGAAGACCAACCAUAUCACCAUGCUCUUAAAGAACCCCUAUGUUUCUGAGGAAGACCAGGAAGAGGAAGAGAAAAAAGAUGCGGUGGAGGAAAAAGGGAAGAAAAACAAAAAUAAAGACAAAGGACAGAACAAGAAGUUGCAAGGGAACAAGCCCAUGCUGGUGGAUGUGGAUCUUGGCCUAUCUGCCUAUGCCAAUGCCAAAAAGUACUAUGACUUUAAACGCACUGCUGAAAAGAAGGAACAUAAAACCAUUGAAGCGGCAGGUAAGGCUAUGAAAUCUGCAGAGAAAAAAACACAGAAGACCCUGAAAGAGGUUCAGACUGUGACCACCAUUCAGAAGGCCAGGAAAGUCUACUGGUUCGAGAAGUUCUUGUGGUUCAUCAGCUCAGAGAAUUAUCUCAUCAUCGCAGGAAGAGAUCAGCAGCAGAACGAGAUUAUUGUCAAGCGCUACCUCCGGGCAGGAGAUAUCUAUGUUCAUGCUGACCUCCAUGGAGCAACUAGCUGUGUCAUCAAAAACCCCUCAGGUAUCCCCGUCCCCCCUCGUACCCUGACAGAAACUGGCACCAUGUCUGUGUGCUACAGCGCUGCUUGGGAUGCCAAAAUCGUCACCAGUGCCUGGUGGGUUCAUCAUCAUCAGGUGUCGAAGACUGCUCCUACUGGAGAGUAUCUGACCACUGGAAGUUUCAUGAUCAGAGGAAAGAAAAACUUUCUGCCACCUUCUUACUUGAUCAUGGGAUUUGGAUUCCUCUUCAAGGUCGACGAAGACAGCGUGUCUCGGCACCGAGGGGAGAGAAAGGUGAAGACCAUAGAGGAGGACAUGGAGGACGUCUCAUCCAGAGCUGCCGAGCUGUUAGAGGAGGGAGAGGAGCUGAUAGGUGAUGACAGCAGUAAUGAAGACCAGGGGGAGGAAAGAGCAGCAGGAGAUGGAGAGGUGGACGAAAAGAUUAAAAAGGCAGAUGAUGGUGCGAGUGAACUGGCCGCUGUUCCUGAGGAGGAAAACAUGGAGGAAGGAGACGGAGACAGCGAGGAGGAGAAGGAGAUGAAAACUGAGGAAAGUGAAGAAUUCAGCUUUCCAGAUACGACCAUCUCCCUCUCUCACUUACAGCCCAGCAGGAAUACUCAGAACCCUGGCUUUAAAAAGGAAGUGACCACUCAGGUAAUUUAUUGCUAUAUAUUACAACUGUUUUAUGGAAGUAACAUCAUAAAGGAAUUGAUUAAUUCUCUACAGGGGGAAUUAGACUCACAGGUGACGAAACACGUGACUGCGAAUCAGAAAAGAGAAGACAAGAAGAAGAAGCAGAAACAGGAAGGUUGCGACACGGAGGAGAAGACUGAGAUUCCAUCUGCUGGCUCAGCAGUCGAUCAGGGAUCCAAAGGUGGAGGAGUUCCCUCCCUGCCGCAGCCCAAGAGAGGCCAAAAGAACAAGUUAAAGAAGAUCAAGGAGAAGUACAAAGACCAGGAUGACGAGGACAGGGAGCUGAUGAUGCAGCUGCUCGGGUCAGCCGGUUCCCCUAAGGAGGAGAAGGAUAAGGGGAAGAAAGGAAAGAAGGGGAAGGGGAAAGACGAAACUGUCAGGAAACCUCUCCCCCAGAAACCACCUCCCAAACCCCGUACUGUGGAGGCUGCAGUGAAAAAAACAGAGACGGGAGGAGAGCAGGGUGAUGAGGAGAAACAACCCGGAGAGGAGGGAGGUGCUGCAGAACAGGAAGACAAGGAAGAUGAUUUGGACCAGGACAACCCCGGAGCAGAGGAAGCGGAGACUCUGCUCACCUCUCUGUCGGGCCAGCCUCAUCCUGAAGACGUGCUGCUGUUCGCGGUGCCAGUCUGUGCUCCAUACACCGCCCUUACCAACUACAAACACAAAGUUAAACUGACUCCAGGGGCCCAGAAGAAAGGAAAAGCUGCACGCACUGCAGUUCUCAGCUUCAUGAAAGCCAGAGAUGCCUCAACCAGAGAAAAAGACCUGCUGCGCAGUGUCAAGGAUACUGAUCUAUCCAGGAACAUGCCAGGCAAAGUGAAAGUGUCCGCUCCAAACCUGCUGGCUGCCAAGAAGAAAUGAGAGGGGGCUGAACACAACCAGACGGGACUCUGACAACCUUAUCUCCAUUUCAAGAAGCAUCACAGUACAGCUCUCCUGUUGAAUAUCAAUCAUUUUAUUUUAAUUAUUGAUUGUAUUUGUUGACAUACAAUUUCUUCAAAAUGAAAACAUGUAAAUUAACAAAGCGGAACAGAACACA